Messenger RNA from Trichobilharzia regenti, 1027 nucleotides. The record is from the annotation of a GenBank genome assembly. Lineage: Eukaryota; Metazoa; Platyhelminthes; Trematoda; Strigeidida; Schistosomatidae.
GUUUGAACAGACAUGAAGGUGUGAUGUUAGAUGACGCAUAGGAAAUCCUGAUUAAUUAAUAAAUAAGAAUGGAUAUGUAUCACUAACUAAUAAUACUUGGUCAAAGUUUCCCGACUGUCUAUAUCUACUUAUGGAGACGUUAAGACAUUGUUUUACAACUGUUUAUCCGCACACACACACACACACACAUACACACUGUGUUUAAAGUGUUUAACAAAGGUAGAUCAAUAUUUGUAAGUCUGAGGUCAAAUUUUGAUCACAACUCGUACAAUUUUGUUUAUUAUACUUGUUAAUAUUUGUUUUAUAAAUCAUGAUUGGACAAAGUUUUUUAAAAACUAAAGAUGUUCCUUUUAUAUAUAAACCUGUUAUGUUAAUUUCGAUUAAUUUCCCUGAAGAAGUUCGGACCAGAUUGCCGAACGAAACGUUGGAAUUACUCAUUUCAAUAUCGCUGAGAUUUUACAAAUAUAAUUUUUUACAAAUGUCUACUUCUCACUCGGCGCCCAAAUAUUAUAGAACUAUUCUGUCAAAUCUUGACUACAGUUCAUUUGAUUUAUUUUGUAAUCGAAUUAAAUUAACAAAGAAACUAUGUAAUUGGCACAAUCAUCGUGUUUCCACUCUCCGUUGUCUGCAGCAGAAUGCGUAUCCUAAAUUCGUAGCUGUCCAGUCACCUGACAACUUCAGUAGGUCGAAUAAAGCAGCUCAAUUUUCAGAAAGAAGACAAAGUAAUAAGUUUGACGGGGUUGUUCAACUAAACUCUAAUCCUAAACACCAUAAUUUCGAAAAUACGUCUAAUCAUAAAAUUCUAGAUACUAACAGUUUGAACAGACAUGAAGGUGUGAUGUUAGAUGACGCAUAGGAAAUCCUGAUUAAUUAAUAAAUAAGAAUGGAUAUGUAUCACUAACUAAUAAUACUUGGUCAAAGUUUCCCGACUGUCUAUAUCUACUUAUGGAGACGUUAAGACAUUGUUUUACAACUGUUUAUCCGCACACACACACACACACAUACACACUGUGUUUAAAGUGUUUAA